This is a messenger RNA of Pyricularia pennisetigena, 3240 nucleotides long. RefSeq lists its product as uncharacterized. Gene Ontology annotation, molecular function: DNA binding; ATP hydrolysis activity; DNA clamp loader activity. Gene Ontology annotation, biological process: DNA replication; DNA repair. The coding region runs from base 1 to 3240 and encodes 1079 amino acids. Gene Ontology annotation, cellular component: DNA replication factor C complex; nucleus. NCBI's taxonomy places the organism in Eukaryota, Fungi, Ascomycota, Sordariomycetes, Magnaporthales, Pyriculariaceae. The record is from RefSeq and is a predicted model, not a curated record. The transcript is spliced from 5 exons.
AUGCCGGCGGAUAUACGAUCUUUCUUUGGGGGUAAAGGCGGUGCCGCCCCCGCUAAACCUGCAGCUUCGAAAAAGGAGAACGAACCAGUCAAGAAGGCAACAAAAGCUCGCAGUAAUGAUAGCGACGAUGAGCCUGUUGAGUCCUCGAAGGUUACAACAAGAGCCACACCCAAAAAGAAGGCGAGCGCGGAUGCUGCCAAAGGGACUGCUAUCACUGCCAGUGAUUACUUUGCAAAUACUGCUUCAGGUGACAAAAAAUCACAGGCAACUCCCAAGGCUACCUCAAAAUUCAAGUCGGAAGUUGAGGUUCGAAUCAGCCCACGGACCAGGGCCAAGGCACAUGCGGAACCGAGCUCUGCGUCGACAAAAACGACCAACAAACCGGCACCUUCACCGGCUCCAAAGGCAACUGCAAAUGCAACCGCAAAGACUACUGCGAAAGCCACAAAACCGAAGAAGCCGGUCACAGCAUACAAGAAAUACGACUCGGACGAUGACGAUGACGCUUUUGUUGAUGACGAUGAGGAUGAAGAUGAUGAUAUAUUUGCCGCAGAUGUUGGAGGACGAGGCAAGCGGAAGAACGACGAUUAUGUCGAAGAGGACAGUGACGACGAAAUUCUGCCGCAACCUAAGAGGGUUGCAUCCCGUGGAAGACCCAGAAGAGGUGCCGCAAAGGACGAGUCAUCUGACGAAGAGGAGGGUUCGAAACCCACCAAGAGUGCUGCCACUAGCAGGAAACGAAAAUCUCCUCCAACUGACCCAGAAGUGUCCGAUGAUGAGGACUUGAAGCCGCGCAAGAAACCAGCUGCGAAGCCACGAGCCACCAAACCUAAAGUUGCACCCACUGAGGACCCAGGUAUCCAGGCUAUCUUGGACAACGUUCCUACUGUUCGCCCGCCAACGCCGCCCCCGAAAGAUCCGAAUGCCAAGUUUGAUUGGCGAAAAGCUCAGGCCGGAGGAGGCAACUCAGGGGCACCACCUGCUGCGGGUUCCAUUGAUUUACCCGAGGGUCAGGAAGACUGUCUCAGUGGACUUACCUUUGUGUUCACGGGUCUCCUCAAGACGAUCGGGAGAGAAGACGCCCAGGCUCUCGUGAAACGCUACGGGGGUAAAGUGACGGGUGCCCCAAGUGGGAAAACCAGUUUCGUGGUUCUUGGAGACGACGCUGGCCCCAGCAAGCUUGCAAAGAUCAAACAGCAUAAAUUGAAGACUAUCGACGAGGUGGGACUUUUUCAUCUGAUCAGCACGCUUCCGGCGCAUGGAGGCAGUGGUCUGGGGGCUGAAAAGGCGCGUGAAAAGCGUGAGGCGGAAGCGGAGAAGGUCAAGCAGGCGGCUGAGGAAAUGGAGGCCGAAGAGAAGGCUAAGAGGCUAGCGGCGGAGAAAGCUCGAAAGGCCGCGGGCGCCAAGGGUGCGUCUGCACCACCGGCACCGCCUCCACCCAACUCGCAGCUUUGGACAACAAAAUACGCUCCCACGGCACUCAACCAUAUAUGCGGCAACAAGGCUCAGGUGGAAAAAAUCAAAAACUGGCUUGAGAAUUGGCCCAAGUCAAGAAAGUAUGACUUCAAGAAGCGCGGCGCGGAUGGCUUGGGUGGUGAGCGUGCCAUUAUUAUUUCUGGCCCUCCAGGGAUUGGAAAGACAACAGCCGCCCACAUGGCCGCUAAGCUGGCUGGCUAUGACGUUCUCGAGAGCAACGCCAGUGACACGCGGAGCAAGAAGCUGGUUGAGAAUGGCGUUAGUGAUGUGAUAAACAACACAUCGCUCCUGGGAUACUUUUCGGGCGACGGCAAGAAGGUCGAGCAAGCCAGGAAGAACAUCGUCUUGAUCAUGGACGAGGUAGACGGCAUGUCCGCCGGUGAUCGCGGAGGUGUCGGUGCGCUCGCAAAAUUCUGCAAGAAGACCGAAGUUCCGCUCAUCCUGAUCUGCAACGAGCGCAGAUUACCCAAGAUGAAACCGUUUGAUCAUGUGGCGUUCGAUAUUCGCUUCAACAGACCGACAGUAGAUCAGAUUCGAUCCCGGAUCAUGACGAUUUGUCACCGGGAGGGACUAGGAAAGAUGCCGCCACAGGUCAUCGACGCCUUGAUUGAAGGCUGCAACAAGGACAUUCGUCAGAUCAUCAACAUGGUGCACUCCAUCAAACUCGAUGGCGCCUCCCUCGACUAUACUCAGACCAAAUCCAUGACGAAGGCAUGGGAGAAACACGUCAUUCUCAAGCCGUGGGAUAUCUGCCAGAAAAUGCUUGCGGGUGGUCUCUUCUCACCAGCAAGCAAAGCUACCCUGAAUGACAAGAUUGAGCUCUAUUUCAAUGACCACGAGUUCAGCUACCUGAUGAUUCAGGAGAACUACCUUGGCACGAAGCCAAUGGCUUUGAGCGGUAAGGGCUACAAUAGAAAAGAAGAGAACCUCAAGUAUCUGGAGCUGGUAGAAAAGGCCUCGGAAAGUAUCAGCGACGGCGACCUAGUCGAUCGUAUGAUUCACGGUCCGCAGCAACAGUGGUCGCUGAUGCCCACGCACGCCGUUUUCAGCUCAGUCAGACCGGCUAGUUAUAUCGCUGGUCAGCUCAUGGGUGCCAACUUUACGUCAUGGCUGGGUAACAAUAGCAAGACAGGCAAGCUUGGUCGUUUUGUGCGCGAGAUACAUUCGCACAUGAGACUCAAGUCCUCUGGUGACCACAACGAAGUCCGCCAGCAGUACCUUCCGGUACUUUGGAAUCAGAUGAUCCAGCGACUGGGAGUAGAUGGUAAAGAUGCCAUCGACGAUGUCAUUGAGCUGAUGGACAGCUACUAUCUCACUCGUGACGACUUUGAUGCAAUCAAGGAGCUUGGUGUUGGGCCUCAGGAUGAGUCCAGGGUCAACAUUGAGACGCAGACCAAGGCUGCAUUUACUCGAACCUAUAACUCCAUGUCUCACCCAAUACCAUUCAUGAAGGCGAGCAAUGUGCAAGCGCCCAAGGCCGCGGCCAAGGAGAUGCCUGACCUGGAGGAGGCCAUCGAGGAAGAGGACGAUGCUGCUGUUGUUGCGGAUCCUGCCGUCGAUGAAGACGAAGAAGAACUUGACCUCAAAAAGGACAAGUACAUCAAGCAGCCCAAAGCCAAGCCGGCCAAGAAGGCGGCACCCGCAAAGAAAAAGACUGCCGCAUCAAAGAAAUCGGCCGCUGCAGAGGACGAUUUUAUUGAUGAUGACGACGAGCCCAAGCCUGCGGCGAAAGGUAGGGGUCGUCCUGCCAAGUCUAAGAAGUGA